Messenger RNA from Peromyscus maniculatus bairdii (prairie deer mouse), 4237 nucleotides. It is a transcript of the gene Rapgefl1, whose product is annotated as Rap guanine nucleotide exchange factor like 1. Gene Ontology annotation, biological process: Ras protein signal transduction. Gene Ontology annotation, molecular function: guanyl-nucleotide exchange factor activity. The record is from RefSeq and is a predicted model, not a curated record. NCBI's taxonomy places the organism in Eukaryota, Metazoa, Chordata, Mammalia, Rodentia, Cricetidae. Gene Ontology annotation, cellular component: plasma membrane.
AGGAGCGCAGCCGCCGCCGCCGCCGCCGCGUCCUCAGCCUUGCGCUCCGCCCGCUGCCUCUGCCGCCUCAGCCCGGCCCCGGAGCACUGAGCCGGGGACACCGGCCCCUGCGCCUGCCCGCCCUUCGGCCGCAGCCAGCAUGGGGGGCUGCUGAGAGCGAGCUCCUCUCCCCUCUGGCACCUCCCCCGGCCACUGGCCACUGGACUCUGGCCAGCGAGCUUCGGCCACCUCUGGCUGGCAGUCCGGCGCCUGGCACGGCCCUCGGCUCUGCUCCUCCGGCUCUGAGCAUCGUGUCCCCGCCCCCCCCGCCCGCGCCUGGGACACCUGGGUCCCCCGGCGGCCCCUAGGAGAGGGGCGGGGGGGGGCAUGAAGCCACUGGAGAAAUUUUUGAAGAAGCAGACGUCGCAGCUGGCGGGGCGAGCGGUGGCAGGAGGUCCCGGCGGGGGUCCGGGUGGCUGCGGAGGGCCUGGCGGGGGUGGCGGCCCUGGCGGGGGCGGCGGUCCGACCGGGGGACCGCGGCCGCUGCAGCGGCGUCAGAGCGUGUCUCGCCUGCUGCUCCCAGCUUUCCUCCGGGAGCCCUCAGCCGAGUCCGGGCUGGAGCCGCCGGCCGAGGAGGACGGGGGCGAGCCCUUAGGGGUCUCGGAGGAGCCGGGCAGCGGGGGGCCGUGUUGGCUGCAGCUGGAGGAGGUGCCCGAGCCCGGGCCGCUGGGGUGCGGGGUCCCCCUGCGCUCCCCUUCCUCGUACUCCUCAGAUGAGCUAUCCCCGGGCGAGCCCCUGGCUUCACCUCCCUGGGCCCCCCUGGGCGCCCCCGAGCGGCCAGAGCAUCUUCUGAACCGGGUUCUGGAGCGCCUGGCUGGAGGGACGACCAGGGACAGCGGCGCCUCGGAUAUUCUGCUUGAUGACAUUGUCCUCACCCAUUCCCUCUUUCUGCCAACCGAGAAGUUUCUACAAGAGCUACACCAGUACUUUGUUCAGUCAAGGGAUGUGGAGGGUCCAGAGGGGCUGGGCCGGAAGCAAGCCUGUCUGGCUCUACUCCUCCAUUUCUUGGAUACCUACCAAGGACUGUUACAAGAGGAAGAAGGGGCCGGCCACAUUAUCAAGGAACUGUAUCUGCUGAUUAUGAAGGAUGAGUCCCUUUACCAAGACCUCCGAGAGGACACUCUGAGGCUGCACCAGCUGGUGGAGACAGUGGAGCUAAAGAUUCCAGAGGAGAGCCAGCCGCCCAGCAAGCAGGUUAAGCCACUCUUCCGUCACUUCCGCCGGAUAGAUUCCUGUCUGCAGACCCGGGUGGCUUUCCGGGGCUCUGAUGAGAUCUUCUGCCGGGUCUACAUGCCUGACCACUCUUACGUGACCAUACGCAGCCGCCUCUCAGCAUCCGUGCAGGACAUCCUGGGCUCUGUGACCGAGAAGCUGCAGUACUCGGAAGAGCCCACAGAGCGUGAGGAUGCCCUCAUCCUGGUAGCUGUUGCCUCCUCUGGAGAGAAGGUCCUCCUCCAGCCAACAGAAGACUGUGUGUUCACCACUCUGGGCAUCAACAGCCACCUGUUUGCCUGUACCCGGGACAGCUAUGAGGCUCUAGUACCCCUUCCUGAGGAGAUCCAGGUCUCGCCUGGAGACACAGAGAUCCACCGGGUGGAACCUGAAGAUGUUGCCAACCAUCUUACUGCCUUCCACUGGGAGCUGUUCCGAUGUGUGCAUGAGCUGGAGUUCGUGGACUACGUGUUCCACGGGGAGCGUGGUCGCCGGGAGACCGCCAACCUGGAGCUGCUGCUGCAGCGUUGCAGCGAGGUCACUCACUGGGUGGCCACGGAGGUGCUGCUCUGUGAGGCCCCGGGCAAGCGGGUCCAGCUGCUCAAGAAGUUCAUCAAGAUCGCCGCCAUCUGCAAGCAGAACCAGGACCUCCUGUCCUUCUACGCUGUGGUUAUGGGACUGGAUAAUGCUGCCGUCAGCCGCCUGCGGCUCACCUGGGAGAAACUGCCAGGGAAAUUCAAGAACCUCUUCCGCAAAUUUGAGAACUUGACGGACCCCUGCCGGAACCAUAAAAGCUACAGAGAAAUCAUCUCCAAAAUGAAGCCUCCUGUGAUUCCCUUCGUGCCCCUGAUCCUCAAAGACCUGACCUUCCUGCAUGAGGGGAGUAAGACCCUUGUGGAUGGUUUGGUGAACAUUGAGAAGCUGCAUUCCGUGGCUGAGAAGGUGAGGACAAUCCGAAAAUACCGGAGCCGGCCCCUCUGCCUGGACAUGGAGGCCUCCCCGCAUCACCUGCAGACCAAGGCCUAUGUGCGCCAGUUCCAGGUCAUCGACAACCAGAACCUCCUCUUUGAGCUCUCCUACAAGUUGGAGGCUAAUAGUCAGUGAGAGUUUAGGGGCCCAGCUGCCCCCACCUAGGUCCUUGGCACCUGGCACUCAAGCACUUUGCACGAUGCCCUCAGCCACCCACAUCGGCCAUCUUUCCCCUGGAGCCUCUUCCUAUGCUACGAGGAGGAUUGGGUUGACCUACCAGAAUGCAUCAGCGUGUCUGUCCAUCCUGCUGCGGCCCUCUUACCAUGCUCCUCCACACUCUUGGUGUCUGACCUCCCCCCGGUGAGGUCUGUUCCAGAGAUGGAGCUUCCAGACCCGAGCAGGAAGGAAGCACCCCCUCCCGGAUCGCAGCUGUGGUACCUACCGGAGGCAUUGGAAGUCUUCUUCUCCGCCACCUGUUCACUUCCCCCUCAUCGGGGCUGAGAUCCCUGGAUAUACACCCCCGAGACAGUGUGUGUGUGUGUGUGUGUGUGUGUGUGUGUGUGUGUGUGUGUGUGUGUGUGAGAUUUACAGGUCCCCUCUUAGGGAGCAAGAGUGCAUCUGAUAAGGUAGGGAGAUUAUCACAAGUGGGUUUUGUUGUUGUUGUUGUUUGGUUGUUUUGGGUUUUUUUUACUUUUGUUUUUUGAGGAUCCCUUCUGUUUGGUGCUACCUUUGUCGACUCUCCCUCCCUCCCUUCCUCCCUCCCUCCCUCCCUCCCUCCCUCCCUCCCUCCCUCCCUCCCUCCCUCCCUCCCUCCCUCCCUUCCUGCCCAGACUCCACCUGCUGUCCUUCCUACAUGUGAAAGCUGUGGGCCAACCUGUUCCUGAAGGCAGGCAGUAUCAGAAGGCCAGAGAGUUAGUACCCAUUAGCCCCUGCAAAUCCCACACCCAAGCUUCCCCAAGAUCUCUGGGUAUGUGACGGUGAGAGGCAUCAAGAUGCUCAGGGAAACACAGGACCCUGCCUCUCUGCCCGGCAGUGGGUAGAGUGCAGUGGUAUCGGGAGUCAGGGGCACCUGUUCCCCAUACCUCUCUGCCUUUGGGGGUGUCUCACUGCUACGGGGGGCAUUGUCAUCCUUCUUCUGGCUCUGUGUCUGCCGCCAACCUCACAGUCUGGCCAUCUGUCUUCACCCCCACCCUGCCCUUUGUCUUUCUAGAGACUCAGGGUGGACCCAGUACCUAGGGCAGCUAGCGCCUCCCUGAGUGGGGAGGAAAGGCAGCAGCGGUUAUAAAGAAGAAGCUGGGCUCCGGCAAGGCUUUGUUACCUCUCCGGCACCCUUCCCUCUCCCAUCACGGGCUCCAGGGCUGAGGGGUUGUAGGGGCUCUUGGCAGCUACUGGGUGGGGCUCCCUGGCACAGCCUCACCCUCCUUCCUGGCCCUUCUGAAGAGGUAACGGGGGCCGUGGCAGCAGUGAAAUCAGCUGCAGCUCCUGCUCUGGGAGUGGAUAUAUUUUUUACCCAAAGCUCUGGAAUUGUACAUUUAUUUUUUAAAACCCAAAGAGGGAAAGAACCUUGUAUCAUAUGUAAACAUUGUAUUAUAGGUUAUGUUGUACAGUCCCUUUUAUACAGCAGUUCCUGUUGAAAUAUCCACAGAUAUGCCAUACCACUCCCCCUGGCUCCUAGUGGUGAUGGUGACCGCCCCCCAGCCCAUAAUGGUGAUGGUAACCAUACCUCCCCAUACUCUGCUUCUUCCACCCAACUGCUGGCUGCUCCCCCUGCAGCCCAGGCUUCCUGCCCCUCUCCAGUAACCCCUCAUAUCCGCCUUCUCUAAUUCCCUAGCCUCCAAGAACACUGCCUCCCCACCCCUUGGCUGCUGCUUGCCUCUGGUUGUGAUGCUUGCUUCUCAGGGGCCCUGAACCCCCCAACCCUGUAGCUUUAAUGGAGUGAACUGUGUGUAUUGUACAGGCCCAGUUGUCAUUGAAGAAACCGCUGGAUAGAGAAAAUACACUCAAGUCUAUGAAUGAA